CCCGGAAGUGACGUCUCCACCUUCGUGGGUCGCGCCGGAUAAGGUGGGCUUUGGGGGGGUUGCUGCUUCCUGGUGGUUAGAGUGCCAUGGCGUUGCCCUGGCUGCAGCGCGUUGAGCUUGCGCUCUUUGCUGCCGCCUUCCUGUGCGGGGCCGUGGCGGCCGCGGCGCUGACUCGGACCCAGGGCUCCUUCAGUGGUAGAUGUCCCCUGUAUGGUGUGGCCACCCUGAAUGGCUCCUCCCUGGCCUUAUCCCGUCCCUCAGCACCAUCCCUGUGCUACUUUGUAGCUGGGGCCUCUGGCCUCUUGGCCCUCUACUGCCUCCUGCUUCUGCUCUUCUGGAUCUACAGCAGCUGCAUUGAGGACUCCCACAGAGGUGCUAUAGGGCUGCGCAUUGCACUGGCCAUCUCAGCUAUAGCCGUCUUCCUGGUCUUGGUGUCUGCCUGUAUCCUUCGAUUUGGCACCAGGUCUCUCUGCAACUCCAUCAUCUCCUUGAACACUACAAUUAGCUGUUCUGAAGCCCAGAAAAUUCCAUGGACACCCCCUGGAACUGCUCUGCAGUUUUACUCCAACCUACACAAUGCUGAAACCUCUUCUUGGGUGAAUUUGGUAUUGUGGUGUGUGGUCUUGGUGUUCCAGGUCGUGCAGUGGAAGUCUGAAGCCACCCCAUACCGGCCUCUGGAGAGGGGUGACCCUGAGUGGAGCUCUGAGACAGAUGCUCUCGUUGGGUCACGCCUUUCCCAUUCCUGAAGAAUAACCAGAGUACUUCUUGCAGCUGAAGACUCCAUGCCCAAGUGCCUGUAAUCCUCUCCCCCACAAGGCCCUGUUUAUGUUGGGAGUCUUAGUUUUCCUUUCGGCGGGGGGGUGGAGGGGGGGAACGUAAUGACAGGCCCCCGUCCACCUCUUCCUACAGCUGUUUUUGUAGCAAAAUAUUAUAUUACUGUCUUCAUCUUA
This is a messenger RNA of Symphalangus syndactylus (siamang), 950 nucleotides long. RefSeq names its product transmembrane protein 179B (gene TMEM179B). NCBI's taxonomy places the organism in Eukaryota, Metazoa, Chordata, Mammalia, Primates, Hylobatidae. The record is from RefSeq and is a predicted model, not a curated record.